Myripristis murdjan (pinecone soldierfish) is the source of this 2331-nucleotide messenger RNA. RefSeq names its product SPC25 component of NDC80 kinetochore complex (gene spc25). Gene Ontology annotation, cellular component: Ndc80 complex. Lineage: Eukaryota; Metazoa; Chordata; Actinopteri; Holocentriformes; Holocentridae. The record is from RefSeq and is a predicted model, not a curated record. Gene Ontology annotation, biological process: chromosome segregation. The transcript is spliced from 7 exons. Bases 148 to 843 code for a protein of 231 amino acids.
GGCGGGCGGAGCGGACAUGACGUUGUUUCCGCAGGCCGGGCCCCGCCCUCCGUGCGCCUGCCGCGGAUUUUUGAAAAUAACGAGUGGCUCCGCUAAAAUAAUUCAUCGGAUUUUGUCGUUAAAACAAUAAAACCCCAUCAGAACAUCAUGGCCUCCAUUACGGAUCCGACCCUCAGUGACUGGUUCACCAACACUAUGGAAGAGAUACGCAACAAACUGCUCAUCCAAACCUGUGGGGAGAUAAUUGACACCACGGUGGAGCUGUGCCAGUCCCACAAACAGUUUGUGAAAUCUGCCGUUGAUACAUGUGUAAAGAAAUGCAAGGAUGAUGAGACACUGUUUGAGACAAUACAAACUUACAAAAGAGGCUUAGAACAAAAAAAUGCAGUAAUGAAGGAGAAAAAGAAUGCCAUUUCUGAAUUGGUGUCUGAUAUUCAACGGAAAGAGAUGCAGAAAGAUGACAUUAUCCAGAAGAUGGAGAGACUAAGAGAGGAACAAGCCAAAAGGAGAGACUUGAUUUUGUCUCAAAAUAAAGCAAACAAAAACAGACUGAAGAAUCUCAACAAAGCCAAGCAAGUCUUUCAAGAUCAUUUGGGAUUGGAGAUAAGAAAAAUCAGUGGUGAAAAGUUGCAGUUUAUUUUCCGCAACAUCAACCCUGCAGAUCCAGACAGUGUCUACACCUUCACAAUGGGGAUCAAAGAGGACGGGAUAUACCAGAUUAUGUCAAGUGAUCCGCCAAUUGAGUGUUUGCCUGUCCUGGAAAGCAAACUUCAGGAGACCAAUAACUUCUCGGCCUUCCUUGCAAAUGUCAGGAAGGAGUUUGUCUCUCUGGCGCGUUUCUAAGAUACUGUCUCUGCGAAGCGAGGAUCUCACCAGGUCAAAUGGUACAAGAAGGAAAAGAACCAGGCAGCAUGACCCUUGCUGUGGAAGACUCAUCCGUGUGAGGCAGUUCAUGCUCAAGAAUGAUUUUAUCUGUUCUUAUUAAUGGAAUCACUUAAAAUGUAAAGUGAUACGGCUGUCAGCUUGCAGCUAAAGCACUGGAAAAACACAACAUUAAACCAUCUAAUUCGUAACAUUUUUAACUGAGAUAAAAUUGUUCUAAUGCAUGAAAACCAGAACCUUGUAAAUAUUGGCCUUAUAAGCACAAACUUCGUCUUAAUGUGGUCAUGUUACAGUAAUCUGGAUAUGGCAUAUUUAUGUACAAAUGUGAUGUUUGCUUGAAUCUUGGAAUGGGUUGUCUUAUGGAAAUGGAGAGAGAGGAGUCAGCUUCUCACUUUUUGCCUUUCCAAAUCCUGUAAACCUCCCUAGUGGAAUGUAGAAAUGUGCUUGAUAUGUAAAAAGGUCUCUUAAAUGUUGAUGUAUUUGUAUUUUUUUCCUCAUUACGCAUUUAAAGCAAGGAAUAGCACACAUAGCUAGGUAAUUCUGUUUUUCUCCAUUUUAUUUAUAAUGAACUAAUAAAAUGAAGUGAAAAAUCUCAAAAGCCCACUCCUGCCUCAAAUAACAUAAUGAUAUAAAUAAAUAGAAGGGCAAAAGAACAGUUUAUAUUAGAGCUCAAAAAAAUUUCAAGAGUUCACAAAGAUCUGUGCUGUAUCUCCAAACAUUACAACAGUGAAGUCUUGAGGGCAGCUGCUGCAUUAUUGUCCCAAACCUUGACUGAGCAGUGAUUAGACAGCAGAAAAAUGCAAAUUCUUAAUAGUACUGAUCCCUGGAUGCGUCUGUUUAUAUUAAACCUUUUACAAAACACUAUAUUAUCCAUAUAUCGGUCAGUACAUGCACAGAAACUUGAUUCAUUUUUGCAGGUGAUACGAUUCUUGCAGUUGUUGCAAAUUCACGUCUUGACAGUGUAGAAGUUUGCAAUUUGAACUAACGGCGUGAGUUGUGUGCUUGCAUGGUUCAUGUAUCAGUGCAGUCAUGCAUCAGAUGAGUUGACGAUGCUUAAGACAGGCAGCUCUUCAACAUAGGAUGAUGGGAAAUGGCCUAUCUGCCCGUCAAGUGCGCCAUACCACCACCCAUUGUCCUCCUUUAGGUAGAUAUCUAGCAGAUCUCCUGGGAAUCAAAAAUCCAUUUUAGGUCAUUUUAUUAGUCCGGCCAUCAACCUUUACUAAUGUUUGAGGUUACGUGUAAUAUUUUGUGAAUAUUAAGUUGAUGCUUACCUUCUUUAAGGUUCAGUUCAUCCUCUUGUUCAGAUGUGAAAUCAUACAGAGCCUUGCAUUUUCCUAUGCUGGACCAUUCUGCUCUUGUUUCACCUGUUAAAUAUUAAUAUUUUUCACUCCCCUUAUUACAUGAUGGAAUUGCAAAUGUGAUGAGUAAUAAAUCUUUGCAUGCUGCAAA